UGUACAUUUGAAAUUGAUAAUUUUAUCUUUAUACCGACCAGCCACGACCUUUUUCGGAAUUGUCAGUUACGAAAGUUAAAAUUAUUGAAUACUUUAAUGGAGAUUGAAGAAUUACAAUAAUGAAUAAGGUCAAAGAAAACGACUAUGCUUUCGACUUGCAACCAGAAAAAUUUGAGAGAGAUCAUUCGGCUACACAAAUAAAAUCGGUCCACCAAGGGCGUAAAAAUUAUUUCAGCGAUGUCAGCAAAAAGACAAGAGCAUUAGUCAUGAUACAUGAAAACAAAACUAUUCACGAAGGAAAAAAAGUAGUUCAGGAACGACGAGUGGACUACGAGUGUGACGUUUGUCAAAAAACGUUUUCAAAAAAGAACAAUUUGACUGUACACAAAAAAACAGUUCACGAAGGACGAAGAGACUACGAGUGCGACGUGUGCAAAAAAACGUUUAAAUCAAAACAGUACUUGGAACUUCAUCUUAGAGUAGUUCAUGAAGGUCGAAGGGACUACGAGUGCGACGUGUGCAAAAAAACGUUUAAAUCAAAACAGCACUUGGAACUUCAUCUUAGAGGAGUUCAUGAAGGACGAAGAGAUUACGUUUGCAAUGAGUGCCAACGAGCAUUUACUCAGAAGAUGAACUUGAUAAGACACCACAGAAUUGUUCACGAAGGACGAUGGCACUACGAGUGCGACGUGUGCCACAAAGUAUUUUAUCAGUCGAGCAAUUUGAAGCAACAUCAAAGAUCAGUUCAUGAAGGACGAAGGGACUACGAAUGUGACGUGUGCCAGCAAAGAUUUGCGCAGCAGAACCAUAUGAAGGAACAUAAAGAAACAGUUCACGAAGGACGAAAAUGCUACAAAUGCAACGCUUGUCAAAAAGCAUUUUCAACCCGGUGCAAUAUGAUGAGACACUACAAAACUGUUCAUGGAAGACAAAAAAAUUACGAGUGCGACGUGUGUCAAAAAGUAUUUUAUCAGUCGAGCAAUUUGAAGAAACAUCAAAGAUCAGUUCAUGAAGGACGAAGAGAUUACGUUUGCAAUGAGUGCCAACGAGCAUUUACUCAGAAGAUCAACUUGAUUAGACAUUACAGAACAAUUCACGAAAGACUAAGAGAUUAUAAAUGUGACGUGUGUCAAAAAGCAUUUACAAGAAAAUCAAUUUUAAAACAACACCUUAAAUCAGUUCAUGAACGACUAAAAGACUACGUAUGCAAUUUGUGUCAAAAAGUAUUUUCUUGUUCGGACAAUUUGAAGGAACACCAAAAAUCAGUUCAUGAAGGACGAAGAGACUACUAUUGCAAAUUGUGUCCAAAAGCGUUUACGCAGAAGAUCCACUUGAUAAGAUACCAGAGAACAGUCCACCCAGGACGAAAAGACUUGGAAUGCAACGUGAGUCAGAAAUUUUCAGACCCAGUUAAUGGAGAGGAACCCCAAAAAUUAGUACAUGAAGAGCAAAUAAAGUAUGUUCCAGAAGUAUGUAUGACAAAAGAUAACUUGACUAACCACAAAACAACUGAUCACGACGAACAAAGAUACUUUGAACUACAUAAUGUAUUUCGAAAAAAAUUUUAUAAAAGUCAAAAGGGCUAUGUCAGUGAUUUUUUCGUGUUGAAUAGCAACAAAUCCUAAUUUGAGGCACGAUUUGUAUGAAUGUGCUAAAUGUCAAAAGUCAUCUUAACUGAGACAAAGUUCGAACAGUCCCAUGGUAUUGUGCAGUCAUCGAAGGUAAAAACGAAAUUAACUUGCCUCGAGCAACUAAAACUCACGUAUAAAUAGAACUAUUUAGAAGAUU
Molecule: messenger RNA, 1788 nt
Organism: Trichogramma pretiosum
Lineage: Eukaryota; Metazoa; Arthropoda; Insecta; Hymenoptera; Trichogrammatidae
Product: zinc finger protein 883-like
Exons: 1
Coding region: 120-1625 (501 amino acids)
Biological process (GO): regulation of DNA-templated transcription
Molecular function (GO): DNA-binding transcription factor activity, RNA polymerase II-specific; RNA polymerase II cis-regulatory region sequence-specific DNA binding
Source: RefSeq, a predicted model, not a curated record